AUGGCAUCGGAAAGCCCACUUUGCAAAGUCCUUGCGCCUGUGCGAGAGCGACCAGGGGAGCUUCCCACCUUCAAGGUGGACGCCGCGAAAGUCACGGACGUUUUCCUCGAUUUCGAUGGCACCCUAACCGCCUCAAACAAAGAGGGUGUGUCUGGAUAUGUUCUUCCCUUGCUUGAGAGAUGUCGCGGGCUUCGCGUUUCAGAUUGUGCGCAGGACCCCCAAGGAUCCGAGGGCUCAGAAAUAAACUGGAGUGGCCUGGACGAACGCAUGGCAGCUGCAGCUGAUGCUGUAGACUUCUCCGACAGCUCCGUGCUUGGAAGCCGCGAGGUUCGUGAGCAGCUACAAAACUCGCUGCAGCGGUUGGUGUCGUCUGGUAUCCGAGUACAUCUGCUCACUAUGGGUACACCUCAGACCUCUAAGGCGCUCUUGGGAGCAGCUGGCUACAACCUGGAUCUUUUCAGCAGCUUUCUUGGGCCGGCCGACAUGGCGAGGAACCAAUCGCUGCGCCAUUUGUUUGAGAAUGGUGACAAGGAUGGGAUGGAAGCAGCUGAGGGUUUCUGGUUUGAUGUUCAGGAUGAUAUCGAUGCCUUGCAUCACUUGCAAAAGACAGGAGAGCAGAACCCUCUCCUUCAGCGCAUAAUGAGCAUGGAGAAGCGACUCUCGAAAGCUGCGCUGAUUCUUUCCAUUGCUGGCAAGAACGGUGUACUGGUCGAUGACAACUACUCAAAGAACAUCUUCGAUGCACAUGAGAAGGAUGUCAUGUACAUUCACAUAGACCCGGAAGGCGUGCUGAGCACGAACUCAGCAAUGAAGCGCCUGGUCAACCGGGUCGAGGCCUGCACUGACCAGGAAGCUGGCGGAAGAUCCCCAAAGCGAACGAGGCUUCAAAAUGGCCAGGAAUCAGCUUCCUCACACGGGGGCCGCAGCUUGGUAGCCGCAGCCUCGUAG
Molecule: messenger RNA, 948 nt
Organism: Symbiodinium natans
Lineage: Eukaryota; Dinophyceae; Suessiales; Symbiodiniaceae
Source: the annotation of a GenBank genome assembly